UAUAGCCAAAUGUCAAAACACUAAAAUUUGACAAUCUGUGUCGUAGGUUUGGUUGUUAAAUUUUAUUUGGUUACACCUUAGAAGUAACAACAAAAAGUUUUAUACACAAGUAGAAUGGUGCGAGACAGAAGUCCUGAAAGGAGGCGAUCGCGCUCCAGAGACCGGCGUGAUCGCGAUCGUUACGACGAUCGUGACUCGUAUCGGGAUAAGACUAAACGCAGAGAAAGGUCGAGAAGUCCUAGAAAAGACCGCGAUCGGUCGCGAAGUCCUAGCAAGAAAGACAGGGAUAAGUCUCGGAGUCCGGGAAGAAAGGAACAAGACAGAGCUAGGAGUCCUGGAAGAAAAGAUCGCGAUAGGUCAAAAAGUCCGGCGCGUAAAGAACGUGGUCGUUCUCGUAGCCCUAAGAAGCGCGACGUUAAAGAUAAAGAGAAAAAGUAUGACGAAAAAGUUAGAGGUAAAAAAGAUGACGACGCUAAAGUUGAAGACGAAGAAUUAAAAGACCUAAAUAAAAAUGAUGUAUCAGAGUUGAAAAAAACAAUAAAGAAAGAGCCUCUAUCACUGGAGGAGUUGUUGGCGAAGAAAAAGGCGGAAGAAGAAGCCCGCAGCAAACCUGUGUUCCUUACAAAAGAACAGAGAGCUGCCUUAGCUUUGGAAAGACGUCGGGAGCAAGUAGAAGCAAUGAAAGCUCAUGUUGAUAGACCUGCCAUUGCUACCAUAGAUCUGACUGGUCCAUCUAAGAAAGAGGAGAAAGAAAAAAGUAGAGAUGAACGUGAUAGAGAGAGACGGGAAGAGAGGGAGCGUAAAUAUGAAGAGAGGAAGGCUGCUGCUGAUAGAAAAAGAGAUAAUAAUGAGGAAUCAUCUAAAACAAAGGAUAAAGAAAGAGAAGAGGAAGCUAUUAAGGCCCGCUAUUUGGGUAUAAUUAAAAAGAAACGUAGAGUCAGAAGACUCAAUGAUAAGAAAUUUGUAUUUGAUUGGGAUGCAUCAGAAGACACUUCGAAUGAUUACAAUACUUUGUAUAAGGAAAGACAUCAAGUGCAAUUCUUUGGUCGCGGCCACAUUGCAGGCAUAGAUAUAAAAGCACAAAAGAAAGAUCACAGCAAAUUUUAUGGAAAUCUAUUAGAGAAACGUAGGACCGAACUUGAGAAGGAACAAGAGAAGUUACGUUUGAAGAAGGUAAAGAAGAAGGAGGACAAACAGAAAUGGGAUGAUCGUCAUUGGUCUGAGAAAGACAUGGAGGAGAUGACAGAAAGAGAUUGGCGUAUCUUCAGGGAGGACUAUAACAUUACUAUAAAAGGAGGAAAGAUUCCAAACCCAAUACGUUCCUGGAAGGAAGCUGGCUUCCACCCCGAUAUAAUGGAAAUUAUCAAUAAGGUUGGCUAUAAAAGCCCAACACCCAUUCAGAGACAGGCUAUUCCAAUUGGUCUACAAAACAGGGAUAUUAUUGGUGUUGCUGAAACUGGUUCCGGUAAAACCUUGGCAUUCCUUAUACCCCUCCUUACAUGGAUUCAGUCACUUCCAAAAAGUGAACGCAUGGAAGAUGCAGAUCAAGGUCCAUAUGCCAUCAUAUUGGCUCCAACUCGUGAAUUGGCCCAACAGAUUGAAGAAGAGACAAACAAAUUUGGUGUCCCAUUAGGCAUCACUUCAGUAGUAGUUGUUGGUGGGCUUUCCAGAGAGGAGCAAGGUUUCAAACUCCGAUUGGGGUGUGAGAUUGUGAUUGCAACACCUGGUCGUCUCAUUGAUGUAUUGGAUAAUAGAUAUUUGGUCUUAACUCGGUGCACAUAUGUUGUUCUUGAUGAAGCUGAUCGUAUGAUUGACAUGGGUUUCGAACCUGACGUACAAAAAAUUCUGGAAUACAUGCCAGUGUCUAAUGUAAAACCAGACACGGAUGCUGCCGAAGAUGCGUCUCUACUGCUUGCAAAUUAUAACACGAAGAAAAAGUACAGACAAACUGUGAUGUUUACAGCUACUAUGCCACCGGCCGUGGAGCGCUUAGCGAGAAGUUAUCUCCGAAGACCUGCUAUAGUAUACAUCGGAUCUGUUGGCAAGCCUGUCGACAGAACGGAACAAAUAGUGCACAUGAUCGGCGAAAACGAGAAGCGCAGAAAGUUAACAGAGAUCCUCCAGCGUGGCGUGGAACCACCUAUUAUUAUAUUCGUCAACCAGAAAAAAGGCGCAGAUGUACUGGCUAAAGGUUUGGAGAAACUUGGCUUCAAUGCUUGUACAUUGCACGGUGGUAAAGGCCAAGAGCAGCGUGACUUUGCAUUGGCUAGUCUUAAGAACGGUUCGAAGGAUAUAUUGGUGGCGACAGACGUCGCUGGUCGUGGUAUUGACAUUAAAGACGUCAGUAUGGUCAUCAAUUACGACAUGGCGAAGACGAUCGAGGACUACACACAUCGUGUCGGUCGUACUGGUCGUGCUGGCAAAACUGGUGUGGCUAUAUCAUUUGUGACAAAGGAGGAUUCGGCACUUUUCUACGAUUUGAAACAAGUGCUGCUGGCUAGCUCGGUAUCCACCUGCCCGCCGGAACUAAUGAACCAUCCGGAGGCUCAACAUAAACCUGGCACAGUGGUUACAAAAAAGAGAAGGGAAGAAAUGAUAUUUGCGUAGACAUGAGUAGCUUAUAUUUUCAAUAGUGAUGAUGUAUCAGUUUUAUUUUUAAAUUAAACCAUUGAAUAUAAAUAUAAUUUAUUUAUUGUAUUUCA
Messenger RNA from Manduca sexta (tobacco hornworm), 2702 nucleotides. Its product is annotated as probable ATP-dependent RNA helicase DDX23. Lineage: Eukaryota; Metazoa; Arthropoda; Insecta; Lepidoptera; Sphingidae. The record is from RefSeq and is a predicted model, not a curated record. Gene Ontology annotation, biological process: mRNA splicing, via spliceosome. Gene Ontology annotation, cellular component: catalytic step 2 spliceosome. Gene Ontology annotation, molecular function: RNA binding; ATP binding; RNA helicase activity. The transcript has a single exon. Bases 115 to 2607 code for a protein of 830 amino acids.